This is a messenger RNA of Trichobilharzia szidati, 874 nucleotides long. The record is from the annotation of a GenBank genome assembly. NCBI's taxonomy places the organism in Eukaryota, Metazoa, Platyhelminthes, Trematoda, Strigeidida, Schistosomatidae.
AUGAGACAUUAUACUGGGAUUAAUAAUAAAUGCAGUGUAGAAGAAGUGAAAUUUACUCCAUCGAAAAGAAUUAUACCUCAUGGAUACUGUAUAAAGGAUGACUUAGACUGGAAACCGCACAGUACAGCAUUGGAUCCGGUGUAUUCUGAUUAUGGUCUUGACUGGUCAUCAAAACUGCGUCACAUUGAAGCGUAUAAAGAUGAGACAAGAAAUGAUGAAAAUAUAUGGCCAGAAUUAUCCAGUCAUUUGAGAACUUUUCCAGAAUCAAACUAUCAUGGAAUUAGUUCAGAAUGGUCAAUGUAUCCUAAUGGUUAUUCAACAGGAAAACGGUGUAUAUUCAAUGGAAUACAUCAACGAAGCGCUUAUUGUGACAAAGAGUAUACCUUUAAUUGUCGUUUCACACACAAAAGAAGGGGUGAUGAUAUUGACCAGACUAAUGGUAUCGUAAAUCCAAUGAAACCAGGUGAUAAAUCCUAUGGUGCUGUAGAAUAUUCGCCAAAUUUCUUCAAGAUUGACUCAGCAGUGCCAAAAGUUCAAUUUGGUUUAAUAACCCAUAUUCCGAAAAGAAUUGAAGUCCCAAGAUUUCCAGUGGAUCCAGCGAUGAAAUCAACACAAGCUGAAGCCAAUAAAGCCUUGAUGGCUGCUAUACGCAAAGAGAUAGUUGAAUUAGACAACUGGAAACCAGCGCCAACUUUAACAGAGACUAUAUCAUCAGUGAAAUUUUCAAAGAAAUAAAUAAAUGCAUUAUACAGUAUUAAUAUCAAUAUUAUUAAUAAUAAUAAUCCUUUCAUUUCAAAAGAAUAUUUUACAAACACAGCGAUUUUUGUUAAACCUUUAGAGUGAAACUUCGUUUACAGUUCCAUCGCGAAUAAAA